Dromiciops gliroides (monito del monte) is the source of this 2507-nucleotide messenger RNA. RefSeq names its product complement C1r subcomponent-like protein. The transcript has 7 exons. Bases 1181 to 2272 code for a protein of 363 amino acids. Gene Ontology annotation, biological process: zymogen activation. Lineage: Eukaryota; Metazoa; Chordata; Mammalia; Microbiotheria; Microbiotheriidae. Gene Ontology annotation, molecular function: serine-type endopeptidase activity. The record is from RefSeq and is a predicted model, not a curated record. Gene Ontology annotation, cellular component: blood microparticle.
CUUUUUCAUAUGCCUCAUCAUCUCUGUUCGGCUCUGAGUGUCUUUGCCCUCUCUCUCACUUCUCUCUUUCCCCUUGUUUUUUUCUCGCAUCCCCCCAUCUUUUUUCUCAGGUCUUUAACUCUGCCCUGUUCUUUUUCCACCUCGCUUUCACCUCUGAUAACUCUUUUCUCUCUUUUCAGUCCUUAUAUUUUUCUACCACACCUGUUUCUCUCAUCCUCUUCCUCCUACGUCUUUCCAUUAGCUUUCUGCCCCAAACCUCACUCUCUUCUCCCUCUUUCUCUCUCUUUCUCUCUCUCUGUCUCUCUCUGUCUCUCUCUGUCUCUGUCUGUCUGUCUCUGUCUCUCUCUCUGUCUCUCUCUCUCUCUGUCUGUCUGUCUCUGUCUCUGUCUCUGUCUCUCUCUGUCUCUCUCUCUCUCUCUGUCUCUCACCUUACCCAACUGAAUGUAUGGUAAAGGGUUCCUAGGCUGUGGUAACCCACAGCUCAGCUGUGUGCCAGCAUGAGAACAUAUAGCCACAUGAACAUGCAAAAACAUACGUGCUCUGAAUGGCUGAACUACAGAGAAUGGUUUCUCCCUGGACUGUAUAGAGAAAAAUCAGAUCAAUUUGUCACACAUUCACAGAAAAGAUAGCCCCUUGAGAAUUGUGUAGAUAUGAAGAUAUGUGCCACCCCUCACAUACAACUUCUCCUGAGACCUGAGAAAACCAAUGUGCAAACAACAAGAAGAGAUGAGCAAUUAAUAUGGUGUGAUCGAGAAAGAGAGGGGAAGGACAUUGGCUCAGGAAGAGGAGAACCCCCGGGAGCGGGGGAGAGUGAGAAACACAUGGGUGAAGAGCCUGUGAAGAAGCAUGCAGCACUUGGGAAAGGAUGGAGAGAGGAUGGAUGGAAGGAAAGACACAGGAAAAAAAGACAUCUACUAGGAGACCUCGGCCUCCAUCUUCCCAACCCUACUUAUAAAGGGUCGCGUAAAAACAAUCUCGGGCGAAAAGGGGUCGCGAGUGGAAAAAAGUUUAAGAAGCCCUGCUCCAGCGUACAGAGCAAACCCCGGAAGACCACCUUUAUAGCCUGGAUUUACGAGAUUUCUCAGUCAGUUGAACCCACUUGGUCUAGUUCAGUGGAGAACUAGGAUUUGUGUGAGGAAAUAAUCCCAGUCAGAAGGAUUUUGCAUCCUAAUAGAAGAGAAUGAAGUUGCCUUUUUACACAAUCUUCUCCAGUCUGGAAAACUGGACUUCCAUCUUCUUCAGAGGUUUCCUGGUCUGCCAUCAAGUUGUGGUCAUGACCUGCAGCCCUCCCCAAAACCUGUCCUCUGGUGGUUUUGAGCAUGUUAUGAGGUCUGGAGAAGAUAACUACCAAGAUAAGAUCCAAUACUCAUGCCAUGAGCCAUAUUACAAGAUAGUGCCUGCCAUGGACAAUGACCAGCCUCUACCUGGAACAUUCACUGACUCGACCCAGCACAUCUGGAAAGACAGAGAGAGAAGUGGGAAGAUUCCUCAGUGUUUACCUGUGUGUGGAAAACCAUCUACCCCUAUCGACCAGGACCAGAGGGCCCUUGUUGUAUCCAAAGCAAAGCUGGGAAGCUUCCCAUGGCAGGCUCUGAUCUUCAUCUAUGGGCGUGGAGGAGGAGCCCUGCUUGCGGAUCGCUGGAUCCUCACAGCUGCCCAUACCAUCUACCCUAAGGACAGCUUCUUCCAGAAGAACCACAGUGUGGAUGUGUUCCUAGGACACACAGACGUAGAAGAGAUCAUAAGGCUGGGGGCUUACUCUGUCCGUAGGGUCAUUGUGCACCCAGACUAUCGUCCAGAGGAUUCAGACAACUUUGAGGGUGACAUUGCACUACUGGAAUUAGAGAACAGUGUCCCCCUGGGCUCCAACAUCCUCCCCAUCUGUUUGCCAGACAAUGAGACUCUCUACGCCAGUGGCUUGGUGGGCUAUGUCAGUGGCUUUGGGAUGGAAAGGGGCCGGCUGGUUAGCCAGCUGAAAUAUGUGCGUCUGCCUGUUGCUAAGAGAGAGGCUUGUGAGGCCUGGCUUCUGGAGAAGAAUCGGACUGAGGUGUUUUCCCCAAACAUGUUCUGUGCUGGAGACAGGACUCUAAAGCAAGGUGUCUGCCAAGGAGACAGUGGAGGAGUAUUUGCUGUGUGGGACAACACUACUGAACGUUGGAUGGCCACAGGCAUUGUGUCCUGGGGUACUGACUGCAGCAAAGGGUAUGGCUUCUACACCAAGGUCCUCAACUACAUGGACUGGAUCAAGGGCAUAAUGGAAGGGGAGGCCUGAGCCCCAAGGGAUACUCUAGCCUUGGCAUAGAAAUCACCAUGGGCUUGAGGGUCUCAAAGAGUGGUUUCAGAGAGUCCAUUACUUUCAUAACAACAUUAAGUCAUUUUAAUUCUAAUAUGGUAAAUAUCAAUAGAUAUAACCCACUUUUAAAAAGUUAUUUGGGGUCCUCAAUAAUUUUUAAGAGUAUAAAGGGUAUGAGGGGCAGCUAGGUGGUGCAAUGGAUAAAGCACCGGCC